Nerophis lumbriciformis (worm pipefish) is the source of this 2643-nucleotide messenger RNA. It is a transcript of the gene tead3a, whose product is annotated as TEA domain family member 3 a. Gene Ontology annotation, cellular component: transcription regulator complex. Lineage: Eukaryota; Metazoa; Chordata; Actinopteri; Syngnathiformes; Syngnathidae. Gene Ontology annotation, biological process: embryonic organ development; regulation of transcription by RNA polymerase II; hippo signaling. The record is from RefSeq and is a predicted model, not a curated record. Gene Ontology annotation, molecular function: RNA polymerase II cis-regulatory region sequence-specific DNA binding; DNA-binding transcription factor activity, RNA polymerase II-specific.
AUGGGAGGAGUCUGUGCUCAAUGUGAUGGGACUCCACCAAAUGUUAGCGUGUGCGCGUGUCCGGGACGCCACGCCUCUCGUGUGUAUCAAAAGUCGAAGUUUACAGGCGAGUCUGGGUCAGUGGCGGCGGAGCAGCAGAACCUUCAACAAGGUCGUAAUGAGCUGAUAGCUCGCUAUAUUAAGCUACGGACAGGAAAGACACGUACACGCAAACAGGUGUCUAGUCAUAUUCAGGUUCUGGCUCGCAAGAGGGUGCGAGAAUACCAGGCGAGCAUCAAGGUCUCUAGUCACCUGCAAGUCUUGGCCAAGCGCAAGUCUCAUGAGAUUCAGUCUAAGCUGAAGGCCAUGAACUUGGACCAGGUUUCCAAAGACAAAGCACUGCAGACAGUGGCCAACCUUUCAUCAGCUCAGAUUGUGUCUGCAAGUGUGAUGAAAAGCCAGGCUUCUUUCCCUCCUCCAGUCAGGUUUUGGCCUGGCCAUAUGCCAGGACAGCCUGGACAUUCUCAGGACAUCAAGCCCUUUGCACAACCACCAUACACAACACUAGCAACUCCUGUCCCUGCACCCAUCAGCUAUGAGCCCCUGCCUCCCCCUCGUCCGGCAGCAAUAGCAGCUCCUGUGUGGCAGGACAGAACUAUUGCCUCAGCAAAACUACGGCUUCUGGAGUACUCUGCUUUUAUGGAGACUCAGAAAGACAGAGAGAUGUACAAACACCUGUUUGUGCACAUUGGCCCAUCUAACCCCAGCUACAGUGACCCUGUACUGGAGUCAAUAGAUGUCAGACAGAUUUACGACAAGUUCUCUGAGAAGAAAGGAGGCCUAAAGGAGCUGUAUGAGAAAGGGCCUCACAAUGCUUUCUUUCUUGUCAAGUUCUGGGCGGAUCUGAGCAGUGAUCUUGAGGAAGGUUCCAAUGCCUUCUACGGUGUGAGCAGCCAAUACAGUGGAACAGAGAACAUCACAAUCAGUGUCUCAACAAAGGUCUGCUCCUUUGGCAAACAGGUGGUGGAGAAGGUUGAGACGGAGUAUGCACAUUUGGAGGGAGGAAAGUAUGUGUUCCGCAUCCAUCGUUCACCUAUGUGUGAAUAUAUGAUCAACUUCAUCCACAAACUCAAACAUCUACCGGAGAAAUAUAUGAUGAACAGCGUGCUGGAGAACUUUACCAUACUACAGGUUGUGUCCAACAGAGAAACUCAGGAGACUCUGUUGUGCAUCGCGUUUGUGUUUGAAGUGUCCACCAGUGAGCACGGAGCACAGUACCACGUUUAUCGACUGGUUAAUGACUAGCACACAACGUAUGUGCAAAGACUGUGUCAACCCUUUCCAGUCCACUCAUACUGAUUACCACAUGUGACACACUAAUAAUGUAUGUAUCACCAUCACCACAAUCUACACUCACAGCACCCCACAAUUGUAAACACUAAAGUCGAGCUUAAUUGUUCUUUUUUUCUUUCUUUGUUUUGGGGCUGUAAAUAAUGACUUAAUGUUUUGUUCUCCAUGAUCUGCAGUUUUACCACUGUUCAGUGUAGGGAAUUACAUUUUUUAUUGAAUUCACAGAUUAAUAUCCAGCCUCAAAAGUAUGAAAAAGUUCUUACAACUCGUAUUAUGUUUAAAAGAGGAUAUUCAUUAGUCUGAGUGAAGUUAUGCAUUAGAACUGGUUCCCAUCUUUUCCAGGGAAGUAAAUGCAUAUUUGACAUAACUAUCGGUAUGACCGAUAUGUUUGAAUAUAGCUUGGCAUAAAGCAUUUUAUCAGUGUUAUUGUCACUACCACAGUGACAAGUCGGAGUCUAAUGAUGUCACGAGGCGCAGGGUCUUCUUCCCUGCAGUGCACUACAUGUAGGGAUGGGAAUUAUAUAUUUGAUGGCAAGGAGGAAAAGAUAAAACAACAAAGUGUUAAGUCCAAAAAUAAUUAAUACAAUUAACACACACAAAGGCCACAGCGUUCUGAAACCAGUAGUUCCCUUGACUGUUUACAGACACCAUUGUUUGCCUUUGCUGCAGUAUUUCUACCUCCGUGUGAGUUGGGAUUCAAAUGUGCUUUCAUAAAGCUUUGACUUAAGGAGCACUGACGUAUAGGAAGUGUACACUACAUUUUUAAUGGUACUGUUUAUAAGCCAAAAUUAGCUAAGUGUACUGAUUUUAAAAAAUAAAAAAAAUAAAAAUACAAUAACCGUUUUACUAGCACAGCUGGAGUAAUACUCUAAUUUUUUUUAUAUAUAUAUAUAUAUAUAUAUAUAAACACCAGACAUGGUACAGAGACCAUGUCACAUUCACCCACAGUGAACUCUGGUAAAUUCCAAUGAACUGACACUUGCAUUUUGUUUUGCUCUGUGGAAUGUCUUUGACAUAUCUCGGUACACUUAACCAUUAUUUAGCAAACAAUGUUAUUUGACUAUCAUACCUUCUUUUACUAGCAGGAUAAUCAUGUAUGUGAACAGUGACGUGUGUAUUUUUGCUUUUGCAUGUCAUGAAAGUUUGAGCCAACACGUUGGUAAACAAUGGUUAAAAAAAGCACAUUCACCAUGUGGUUAGCAAUUGUUGUCAUGUUAUCUUCCUUGUGUACUCACAUCUGCUCAGUAAAUUUAAAAUGUGCCUUUUAGGCUAUGGCCAUGCCAAUAAAAUCACUCUUGGUGUUUGCAGAACUCA